AGAGGCAGCUGUCUUGUUUUGUCGUGCUGACCUACCCAUCUCACGCAUCUCUCCGCCUCUCUGUCUGACCGUCCGUCUGAUCGUCCGUCUGUCUGUCUCCAGCAUGCUGCGACAGGGGCUUCUGCGAGCUUGGCUGGUGCUCUGGCUGGCACAGUGCUGUCUGCAAGGAGGGACCACCCUUGAAACCGGGCUCGGGUUUGGAAGGGCCCAGGCUGCAGGGGCCGGCCUUUCUCUGGGUGCUCUUGGGACACGAGGGAUUGCUAGGACAGCUGGUCGCUAUCCUGGAGCCAUGCUUGGAAUGGGAGCCUAUAGGGGAGUGCUGGGCAGACAGAUGAGGCCAGGAUAUGGGGCCCUGGGAGGCUACGGUGGUUACGGUGCUGGUCUGGGGCUCGGGGCUGGAUUAGGAAUGAAACUGCCCAGAGGGUAUGCUGGUGGUGCCUAUGGUUACCGAGGGCAACCCUUCGGAGGUUAUGGAGGCAUUGGGACCUAUGCUGGAGCAGGACUGGGUAUGGGCGGAGCCGCAGGUUACGGUGCUGGGGCUGCUGGGUAUCCUGGAGCAGGACUCGCCAAUGGUUACGGAGCAGGCUACGGAAAUGGCUACAUGGGUGGAAACAGCUAUGGUGCUGGGUUGGGCCUCCCUGCGGUUUUAGCUGAUGGUGCUGGACUGGCUGCGAAGGCAGGGAAGGGUGCAGUGGGUGCUGGUGUUGGUCCUGUCGCUGGUGCUAGUCAGCUGUCCUACGGGGGCCAGCCUAUGAUUCCUGCCGGGCUUGGGGCCAAGGUCAAGGCUGACAGUUUGGGCGAGGGGGCCAUGCCCUAUGUAGGGCAGGCCUUCCAAUCCACAGCCCUGGGGAAUCAGGAGAACCUGGGUGGGCUGGCUGCUGGACUGGGAUUGGAUGCUGCUGCUAAUAAAUAUGGGGAAGGAGCGUACCUGGGUGCUGGAGUCCCACCAGCAGCGGCGAAAAGCGGCAAAUUUGAGAUGAACGAGUUCUUGGAUAAUGGUCUGAACGGCUAACUCAAGCCCCGCAGCCCUGAAUGAAAACUGAAGAUCGGCUCCAUCGUGUUUCCUUCGUGCGUUUUUGUCGCUGUUGCCGAUCACUUCUGUUUUCAUUAUUUUUGUCUUUCUUGCUCCCCAUCUGUACUUUUUUGUUUGAGUCUGUUGCCUCAUUCCCUGCACCCGUCCAUUCUGAGACUGCGGUCUCCUUAUGUGCAUAUCCCCACUAAAGCUCCGAAAGCACCUGUA
Messenger RNA from Anguilla rostrata (American eel), 1240 nucleotides. RefSeq lists its product as uncharacterized. The transcript is spliced from 16 exons. Lineage: Eukaryota; Metazoa; Chordata; Actinopteri; Anguilliformes; Anguillidae. The record is from RefSeq and is a predicted model, not a curated record. Bases 104 to 1012 code for a protein of 302 amino acids.